Molecule: messenger RNA, 3860 nt
Organism: Electrophorus electricus (electric eel)
Lineage: Eukaryota; Metazoa; Chordata; Actinopteri; Gymnotiformes; Gymnotidae
Gene: bcar3
Product: BCAR3 adaptor protein, NSP family member
Biological process (GO): positive regulation of peptidyl-serine phosphorylation; small GTPase-mediated signal transduction
Molecular function (GO): guanyl-nucleotide exchange factor activity; phosphotyrosine residue binding
Source: RefSeq, a predicted model, not a curated record
ACAUGCUCCCAAAGAUGAGUGUGCCAGGGAUUGCAGUGAGUGUGUAAGUUUUUGCCAUCAGUAGGUGUGCACUACUUAAUUGCAAAGACUGAGGAACUGUUGAGAGUUAGAGAAAUGUCUGAGCGAUGCAGUGUUCUGAGGACCAUCACUGCAGCCCUGUGCUGCUUCUACCAGAGGAGCUCGGUCAUCGGGGCCAAGGUGAGCGACAGCCUUGCUCCAGAUUGGUUCUCCCGGGACAAGUACAUCAUGGAUGGACCUCCGGAGAAACUGCGCAGAGAGCUGGAGGAGGAGCUGAAACAGUGCAGCGACGAACCACGCAGUCACGCCUGGUACUACGGAGCCAUCCCCAGACAGGUGGCUGAGAACCUGGUCCAGCGAGAUGGAGACUUCCUGAUCCGGGACUCACUCUCUAGCCCAGGGAACUAUGUCCUGACCUGCCAGUGGAAGAACAGUCCCCAGCACUUCAAGAUCAAUAAGGAGGUGGUGGCCAUGAACGAGUCCUACUCACGAGUGCAGUACCUUUUUGAGAGGGAGGGCUUCGACAGUGUGCCUGCCCUGGUGAGGUACUACGUGGGCAACCGCGAGCCUGUCUCCGAGGUGGUGGGGGCCAUCAUCUUCCAGCCCAUCAACAGGACACUGCCACUGAGGUGCUUGGAGGAGAAGUACCAGGCGGGAGGGGUACGUGUGGAGGCUGGCCAAAGGGAAAGGAAGAACCAGACGUCCAAACGUCUGAGCUUAAAUAUCAUGAACGGACAUGUCCCGGAUCACACCCUCAGCCGUGGGAAUCUCCUGAGCACCAAAGACAAGUGCGGGAGUCAGCCAGCGUGUCUGAACCACGUUCAGGACAGGAGACGGCCGCUGAAGACCCAUCAGUCUGAGAGCUUUCUUCCGCUCGGCUCCAAGCCCCAGGUCCAGACCCACCAUAUGGAGCACCAGUCGUGCCCCAAGUCCCCUGUGUUCAGGACAGGCAGCGAGCCAGCUCUUAGCCCUACAGUGGCUCGCAGGAUGGCCUUUGAGAGCCAGGCUGGCGAGGCCAUCCGGGGCUCUGACAGUCAGCUCUUCCCCAAACCACCCCCUAAACCCAGCAAAGUACCAUCCACAAGGCUCCCCCGCUCACCGCGCCUGCAGCCCCUCGCCCCUCCAGCCAAUCCCCAGAAACAGUGGUCUACUCCUCCCCAGCAACAAGCGGUCAGCCCGGCUAGCCCAGAGCUGGGCUACUUUGAGCUGAGCCCCUGCAGCCCUGCCCAGUGGGAGUCAAGCAGCAGCCUGCAGGCUAAUGCCAAUGGCUAUGUGCAGAGGCUGAAGAUGGAGAAGACGAGGAGUGAUGGGAGCGUGAAGCUGGACCGCAGUUCCUACCAUCAUGCUAUCAAGGCCCUGGAGGACAGUAGUGAGGAGGAAGAUGAAGAGCUGGAGGAAGAGCACAGCCAAGUGGCCCGAAAGGUGUCCAGAAUAGAUGCCAUGAAGGUUCACGGUUUUCAGAGGCCCCUGUUUGAGACAGCGUCUGCGUUCAGGCCUGGGGACGUUGAGUUCAGGCUUCUGCCAACAGAGAAUAAGCCACUAGAGAUGUCUGUGCUGAAGAGAGCCAAACAACUGCUGGUCAGUCAGGACCCUAAGAGCAUCGCCAAGCACAUCCUGCUAGCAGAUUGUGAGGUUGCUAGGAUACUGAAUGUUUUGGAAGAGAUGAAAGGUCAGAUGGGUGUGACCUCUGGGCUGGAACUAGUGACACUUCCACACGGGAAGCAACUCCGUCAGGACCUUAUGGAAAGGCAUAACAGCAUGGCGAUUGGUGUUGCCGUGGACAUCCUGGGGUGUACAGGAAGCCUGGAGGAAAGAGCGGCCACGCUAAACCGGAUCAUUCUGGUUGCUGUGGAAUUGAAAGACUCCAUGGGAGACCUUUAUGCCUUCUCCUCCCUAAUGAAAGCACUGGACAUGCCUCAGAUCACAAGACUGGAUCAGACAUGGACCACCUUACGCAGAAAAUAUACGCAGACUGCCAUUAUUUAUGAGAAAUCCCUCAAACCGUUCUAUAAUGGCCUCUAUGAAGGAAGUGCCAAGGUUCCGCUGAGCAGUGCCACCAUCCCCCUGCUCAUGCCUCUCCUCACCCUGAUGGAAAGACCUGCAGUCGCCUUUGAUGGCAUGGAGCUCUGGGAAUGCAACGACCAGGGCUGUGAGAUUAUGCUGCGCCACCUAGAGGAGGCCCGUGCUGUUGCACGCAACGCUGACAACUACUCAUACAAUGCACAAUGCAUCCUGCAAGAUUUCCAUCCCGAUGAAGACAUGCUGGAGAUCCUGAAGACAGACUUCCAGCUCCGCCUGCUUUGGGGUAGCAGAGGAGCUGCUGUGAACCAGACAGAACGAUAUGAUAAGUUUAAACUCAUUUUGACUGCGCUGUCCAGAAAACUAGAGCCUCCUGUUAAACAUACAGAACUCUGAGGCCAGCGGGACCAGAUCAGUUCAAAGAGCUGUGCACAAACAACUGGGCUAUUUUUAUCUCCUACACAGCAGGAAAAGAAAGACAAACCAUACCUUCUAACUGCAGGAUCACCAUGUGAUGUAAUAAAAUGUGUGGAAGAAGGAAUUCCUUUAAGAGACGUUUUGUACAAUGGACUUCCCAGAGACACUACUGCAUCUCUAAAUCCAGAUGCCCAAACACAAAAAAGUUGGAAAUGACCCUCUUCAGGGGAUGCUUUGCGCAAUAGGGCUUCCUGCUCUAUGAACCUCAAAGACAGUCCAGCAUGUGCAAUGAGAUGAAGUAGCCCAAAGAGACAAAGAUGCAGCGAGAGCAGCAGGAGGAUGUUUUAAUGAAGAAGAGUAACAAACGUGGUUCAUCACUCAUUAGAAUUAGAAAUUAAACGGUUAACUCAUUAUUUGAAGGGCCAGGUGAUGAGAGGAGAAGAGGAUGAAUACAUAUGGAUGGACUGAGGAGAACUACGAAAGUUCUGUGCUGGCACACGUUUUGAAAGUGUAUUCUGACGUGAGAAUAUGUGUAGAAUAUGUACAGGAACAGUUACCUAGCUAAUCGUCCAGAAUCAGAAAUUAUGCAGGUUGCCAUUGGUUAGCUGUGUAUCUGGAAACAAUUAAAAGCAUACAUAGAAUUGGUGUAAAUAAUUGUUACUAAGGUAAGCAUGUGAAUGGUAGUCUAUGUAAUAUAUAUUUUAUUCUUAUAUGUCUGACAUGUAAAUAAUCAAUUUUAAUAUCUCUGUGAAAUGUUGCAGGAAAGCUAUAGACAAAAGUCUAAAUAAAUGUCUAACUCAAAUUUUAUUUUGAAAGCAGUCUUGUUCUGGAAUAGCCUUUAUGUGUAACUUUAACUCAAUUUAAGUGGUAUCUGUUGUUAAUUUAAAAAAAACAAAAACAAAACCUAAAAAUAUUCAUCCAAGGAAGCAAAAAGUUACAACCUGCACAUUGCCUUAGAACAAUUUAAUGAGAAGAUACAGAAUAUCUUACAACACUCCAUAAGAAUACCACUCCAACUACUACCAAGUCUGAAGUCACUGUCUACAUUGGCCAAUAUGACACAGCCACUAACUUGCCAAGCGGCUCACAGAAGGCACGAGACAGAAAGCACCGACAGGUACACUGGAUGUGAUGACAUCAUACAGUAGCCAUCACCUACUACCAAGUUUGAACAAACUGUGUUAAUAUAUUGGCUUCAACUGUGAUUUAAAAGCUGAAAGAUGUAUAUCAACUUGGGCCGUUUUUCCUUAAUCUUUGGAUGAUGAUCCAAAAGCUUCUUGGAAGAACAACUCUCAUCUAAUAUUUAUAUUUUGUGGCAAUCUGAACGCCACUCCACUGAUGCGUUUUGUGAAUAACAGGUGUGCUGUAGUAGUAUGGAACAUAAAAAAUAAAACAUUUUGAACUGA